UUUGCUUCGAAGCGCUUCCACCCAUCCGAAGAUUACGUCUCACGACCCAUUCGAUGCCGGAGGCAAAUGGUACAAGCUCCCAGUCAUGGGUGUUCAUGGAAGGAAACGCCAUGGUCAGGUCGAAUCAGCGUUAUGAUAUACCACGUCCCUCGUUUAUCGUCGACUACGAAAAGAACGUCUUUCUCAAAGACGGAGAACCAUUCCGCGUCGUCGCUGGAGCCAUGCACUACUUCCGUGUACCAUACCCUCUGUGGAAGGACCGGCUUUUCAAACUCAAGGCGUCUGGCCUUAACACGAUAGACACCUACGUCGAGUGGUCCAGCCACGAACCGGAACCAUGGGACUAUAUGUUUGAAGGCUACAACAAUCUCAAGGGCUUCUUAAGCACCGCCAAGGAUCUUGGUCUCCUGGUCAUCAUACGAGCCGGCCCUUAUAUAUCUGCCGACCGCGACAACGGAGGCAUGCCCUAUUGGCUUCCCAGGACAGAUGCAGGCGUGAAACUACGAACGAGCGGUAACGCUUUCCAGUUCCACCUUGACCGCUGGCUCAGCGUCCUACAGGAGCACCUCUACCAUUUUCUGUAUGAGAACGGCGGACCUGUCAUCAUGGUUCAACUGGAGGACGAAUACGGCAAGUUCGAACCGUGCGACCACAAAUAUAUGAAGUACCUUUACUACACGUUCCGAUACCGCCUUGGUCCUAGAGUUGCGCUCAUAACUUCAGAUCAUCCUGAAGAGAAGCACAUUGAAUGCGGAACAGUGGAAGGAGCUCUCGCAACGUUCGUUUAUGAUGUAGACGCUACCACAGAGAAGGUAGUCAACGUUACCAGAGCAGCUAACAAGAACAGAGGACCAAUCAUGGUCAAGUUCAUCGUCUCCACUUUGAGCCGUUGGAACCAAACAAGCGCGGCCGUCGAUAAGAAGAAACUCUUGAGGAAGCUGGAGGAGAUAUUGAAGCUGAACUCGUCCGUAUCGUUCUACAUGUUCCACGGCGGCACAAACUUCGGCUUCGGCAACAUCACACACACUACCAGUUACCACGCUGAUGCUCCUUUGUCCGAAUGCGCUGAUCCUACGGACAUGUACUUCGAAAUAAGUAGGAUUAUUUAUAGAUUCAAUGAAGCAAGUGAGGCGGCGCAUAUGCGCAUCCCUGUCCUGAGGAUGAAGCUCGGAGAGGUGCGCCUGAAGUCGUGCUCGCCGUGGAAUAACGUGAAAAAAGUGUUCAGGGUGAAAGAGCUCCUGAAAACGGUUAUCAACGCCACUCCGGUCAGCUUCGAGGGCGUGAAGCAAGACUUCGGAUACGUGACGUACACAGCUCAGGUCGACUUCGACUUGCAUGGCCCGGCUGCGCUGAAGAUACCGCAGUUCGCCGACAGAGCGUACGUGCUGAGCCGUGAUGUGGUUCGCGUCAUGGACGCCCGAGGGUCGAAAAAGACAAUGAUUUCUGUGUCGAAGACGGAAUACGUGACAAUUAUCGUCGAGAAUGGGGGAAGGAUGAACCCCGGGAGUCCAGUGCCACAGUCGAAGGGCAUCCUGUCCAACGUAACCCUGAAUGGGACGCAAUUUCGCAGCUGGACCAUGGAAGCCUUCUCCUUAACAAACGACAAGAGCCUCGCAGUUCUCUUCAAUUUCAUGCGGAACCUUCCUAAGGCUAGCGGAGCAAAAUGCCUGCAGACGCCUGCUUUCUACUACGGUUCUUUCCAAAUGCCACAGCGGUCCUCUUCUCUAGAUACCUUUCUCGACCCUUCUGGCUGGACUAGGGGCCAAGCUUUUAUCAAUAGAUUUAACCUAGGACGGUAUCGACCAGCUGCUGGACCUCAGGUGACGCUGUACGUCCCCAAGCACGUCAUGCGUCCCUACCCACAAAUAAACGAGGUCAUCCUCAUGGAACUUGAAGGCAUUCCUAGGAGCACGACCGUUCAACUCGUCGAUGAAGCCAAAGUCAAGUGACUCGGAACGCCGUGUGGUGUUGGAUUGCUCUUACCUCUCUAUACUUUGAAUCAGCCCUGUGUGGUACAACUGGUCAGGAGGCGAUAUGAUCACUUUUUCAAAUAAAUAAUUUUUUUC
This is a messenger RNA of Ornithodoros turicata, 2066 nucleotides long. RefSeq names its product beta-galactosidase-like. Lineage: Eukaryota; Metazoa; Arthropoda; Arachnida; Ixodida; Argasidae. Gene Ontology annotation, molecular function: beta-galactosidase activity. Gene Ontology annotation, biological process: carbohydrate metabolic process. The transcript has 7 exons. Gene Ontology annotation, cellular component: vacuole. The record is from RefSeq and is a predicted model, not a curated record. Bases 54 to 1949 code for a protein of 631 amino acids.